UGAGGAACAUACUGUGACAAGUGCUGUGGUUCAUAUUAUUCAGCCAAAAAAAAUAAUUUCAGAGAUACCACUUCACUUCUGAGUAUUAAAAAGUAAUAGUGGCUGCUCGUUAGACAGCAAAAACAAAAACAACUGCUUAAACUUCUGCCUGAAACUAGACUGCAACUGUGAUCUACAGCUGAGAUGACCCCACAAAGGACACAGCCACAGUGGAGGGCUGGUAUGGUCCUGUGCUGGUUUCUGCUCGGGAUCUCUCUAAAACCUGACUCCAUCAACUGUGCGUCAGCCGUCAACCUGCGACGUUUUAUUGGCUGUGCAGUCAGGGAGUUCACCUUCCUGGCCAGGAAGCCCGGCUGUGGAGGGCUGCACAUCACCACUGAUGCCUGCUGGGGGCGCUGUGAGACUUGGGAGAAGCCGGUCCUGGAGCCUCCCUUCAUUGAGUCCUAUCAGCGGGUUUGUACUUACAAUGAGACCCGCAUGGUUACUGUGAAACUACCAAACUGCCAGCCCAACGUGGAUCCAACAUACAGCUAUCCUGUGGCCUUGAGAUGUGACUGUGGAGUCUGUCUGACGAGCACUACUGAAUGCAUAACCUCUGUGUGAAGUCUGAAAAGGCAGAAAUUGUUUUUUUCCACACACGUUUGUUAAUAAUUACACACAAUACUUAUUCAGCUGGAAUGUGUCCCUACACCAAGAAAUGCUCUAAUAUAAGUUAUCAGCAUUUCUACUGAUUUGAUUUGAAGCUAUGUUCCUGCACAGACUACAGACUUGAUCUGAAUCCGUCUGUAUUACAGACACAACUGCAUUCAUUUUGCUGACUUAU
This is a messenger RNA of Archocentrus centrarchus (flier cichlid), 823 nucleotides long. RefSeq names its product glycoprotein hormone subunit beta 5 (gene gphb5). The coding region runs from base 184 to 603 and encodes 139 amino acids. Gene Ontology annotation, biological process: G protein-coupled receptor signaling pathway; regulation of thyroid hormone receptor signaling pathway. NCBI's taxonomy places the organism in Eukaryota, Metazoa, Chordata, Actinopteri, Cichliformes, Cichlidae. The record is from RefSeq and is a predicted model, not a curated record. The transcript is spliced from 3 exons. Gene Ontology annotation, molecular function: hormone activity. Gene Ontology annotation, cellular component: cytoplasm; extracellular region.